UCCUUUACAAAACAGAUUUAAUAAAGUUUUCACUUCAAGCUAACAGGAAGUGACUUAUUUGAACAUGGCGUUCAGGGGGGUAUCGUAACAACAUUCUCUAUUUUGUGUUUAUUAAAAAAUAAAGACAAGUCUUUAUUAAUAUUUUCUGCUUUCCGGAGAGUUUGUUUGAAUGUCACAGUUGCAAUGAGUGAUGUUGUUGAAAAGACACUAACGGCCCUUCCGAGUUUUCUGUCGCUGGAUUCGCAGCCCGGUACAGGGAAACUUUCUGGCACUUCAAAAUUAGGAAAUCUUAUCCGGAACAUUGCAAAACUGACAUCUAAACAUGAUGAAGAAAAACUGAUAAAGAAGGAACUAGCUGCAAUUAAAGAACAUGUUUCUUCUCCUAACACGACACUGAGACAGAUGAAAGAAAUUAUGGUGAGAAUGAUCUAUUGUGAAAUGUUGGGAUAUGAAGCUUCCUUCGGCUAUAUACACGCUAUCAAACUUGCUCAGCAGGGGAGUCUCUUGGAAAAAAGAGUUGGCUAUCUGGCUGUUUCUUUGUUUUUAAAUGAAAGUCAUGAGCUACUACUUCUCCUUGUGAACACAGUAUUAAAGGAUUUGCAAAGUACCAACCUUAUUGAAGUUUGCAUGGCAUUAACUGUUGCCAGUCAGAUUUUUCCAAAAGACAUGAUCCCAGCAGUUCUCCCACUAGUAGAGGACAAGCUCCAGCAUUCAAAAGAAAUAAUCCGAAGGAAGGCAGUUCUUGCACUGUACAAGUUUUACAUGAUUGCCCCUAAUCAGGUCCAGCACAUACAUGACAAGUUUCGAAAAGCACUGUGCGAUAAGGACCCUGAUGUCAUGGCAGCUUCUUUGCACAUUUACGGACAAAUGAUCAAGGAAAACCCAGAAGGCUAUAAAGAUUUGACAGAAAGCUUUGUAACCAUUCUAAAACAGGUUGUAGGAGGAAAACUCCCUGUGGACUUCAAUUACCACAGUGUACCAGCACCAUGGUUACAGAUUCAACUGCUUAGAAUUCUGGCAUUACUAGGGAAUGACGAUCAAAGUACAAGUGAACUCAUGUAUGAUAUUUUGGAUGAAUCUGUAAGAAGAGCAGAAAUUAAUCACAACAUGACGUAUGCUAUUUUAUUUGAGUGUGUGAAGACUGUCUAUACAAUUUACCCCAAAUCAGAUUUACUGGAGAAAGCGGCAAAAUGUAUUGGGAAGUUUGUUUUGUCACCCAAAAUUAACCUUAAGUACCUAGGAUUAAAAGCACUGACCUAUGUAAUCCAGCAGGAUCCUAACCUAGCUCUUCAGCAUCAAAUGACAAUUAUUGAGUGCUUGGAUCAUUCUGACCCAAUUAUCAAGCGAGAGACUCUGGAGCUGCUGUAUCGAAUAACCAAUGGCCAGAAUGUAACGGUCAUUGUGGAAAAGAUGCUUGAUUUUCUAAGGCAAAGUAAAGACGAAUACACAACUAUUGACCUGGUUGGAAAAGUUGCUGAACUAGCUGAGAAAUAUGCCCCAGACAACGAGUGGUUCAUCCAGACCAUGAACACUGUGCUUUCAGUAGGAGGUGACGUGAUGCAACCAGAUAUCCCCAACAACUUCCUGAGGUUACUUGCAGAAGGGUUUGAAAAUGAAGCUGAAGACCAUCAGUUAAGGCUGCAUGCCGUGAACUCCUAUCUUUCACUUCUAGAGAAAGACAAUGUUCAUGUUCCCCAGCGUUUUCUACAGGUUAUAAGCUGGGUUCUAGGAGAGUAUUUUUUUCUUAAAGCAGAGACCAAGCCAGAAGUGGUGCUUGAUAAACUAGGAAGAUUGCUUGAUCAAAGCUCUGUCACUUCUGAAACUAAAGGCUGGAUCAUGGCUGCAAUCACAAAGCUUUCGUCUCAUACAGUGUGUCCAAACACAGUGGCUGAAGUAGCACAGAAAUACACUACAUCUCUGGAUACAGUUCUAAGACAACAUGCCUUUGAGCUGAAGCAUCUUAAUGACGACAGAGAUCUCAUCAGAAGAGUUUUACCCCUGGAUGCUAGUUGUGAAGAUAUAGAGGUGGACACUUCACUGUCUUUUUUGGAUGGGUUUGUGGCUGAUGCUUUGGGUCGCGGUGCUGCUCCUUAUAAACCUCACCAUCAAAGACAAGAGGAGCUCUCACAGGAGAAAGCCCUGAAUUAUGAGCCCUAUGGACUGUCCUUACCUGUCAGCCUGUCAUCUUGCAGCAUCACUGGGAGACAGUCUCCUACAGGCCUCUCCCUAAGCUCUGGACUGUCGGGGAACAGCACAGAAAUGGGGCCAAAAGGAGGAUCAAACAGCCUUAAACUUGAAGGUGUGAGGAAUGUGUGGGGUAAAGAGGGCUACCUGCCUCAGAAAGAAACCACAGCGGAAGGCACCCUGCAGGUCUUACCCGGUCAUGAGGGACCCAGCACCCAAGAGAGUUCUGUGGAGAAUGCAUCGCUGCAGCUGGACCUGGCCUCUCCAACCAUACCUGAGGAAGACCAGGAAAAGCAGCAGCUGGCAUCGUCACUCUUCGUAGGACUGGAAUCACACAACACCCUCUGCCUGAUGGGAAAAUCUGAAAACACUUCACAAAGGUUCAGAAGGAAAACAAACAAAACACAAGAAUCUUCAAAUGCCAGUGAGAAAUUCUCAGAUUCCUCUAUUUCUUCCCGGAGUACAGUAGAGCGCCUUAUGGAUAAUAACAUUUUGGAAAACACUAGCAGCGAGCAAGAAACAGAACUGACAACGCUAAAUCAGUCAUCAAGCCAAGCUUCUGAAUUUCAGGACUCCACAACACCUGAUGGUUUAUUGACUGGAGGAGAGCGGGAGAAGCAGGACACACCUUCAGAUCCAUCAGGACUGGCUCCUUCAUUGUUUACAGGUGGUGACAUGGUGAUCUUACAGCCCUCCUGUGCUGCUGCAGAGAACGAACAACCUCCAGUUACCAGGCCCCCUCCUUCUCUGCCAACAGAACUCUCGCAGCUGGCUCAUUCAGGAGUUCAAGGACUUUGUUCUAAUGAAAGUAUAGCUGUUUCAGCCUGUAAAAUUUACAAAGAUGACUCUGUAGUAUUAGUUGUUUUUAUAACAAAUCAAAGCACCUCAGCCAUUAAAGACAUUAUGGUUAGAUUUGCACCUACGGAACUGAAGGUUUCUGAAAGCACAGGCCACGGGUUUCCAUUGCUUGAAGGCCAAAAUACAGCAAACUGUCAGUGCUCUGUCUUGAUGGAGAAGCCGUGUGCACAAGGAGCACUUGUUGGCAGCAUCGCUUACCAGGCGGAACCUGAGAAAUCGUCAGAACUACAGUUUUCACUAGCCUUUGCAUUGGCAGAUUUUAUCAGGCCCCUGACAAUAUCCACAGAAGAGUAUGGCAAGCUUUGGCUGGCCUUUUCCAAUGAUGUGAAGCAGAAUCUCAAGUUAUUAUCAGAUGCAAAGGAUCCUCUUACUGCAACACUGAAUGCAUUGAAGGAAACAUUACAGCUUCAUAUUGUUGACAUUAUAGGCACGGAAGGUAUAGUAGCAUGUCAGCUGCUUCCAGCCAUCCCCUGCCUGCUGCAUUGCCGAAUUAAUACUGGAAUGUUGGCUGUGUGGCUCAGAUCCCCUUCACCUGACCUCCCUGACUGUUUACUGUAUCAGUGCCAAAAGGCCAUUCAGAAAUUGUGAUUGAAGUUCAGAAUGUGUCUUUUUGAGUGCAGUAUUUAUUAUGUAUUGUAUUAAAGUGUGUGUAUAUGUAUCUCAUAUCUAAGGUGACCAUAUGGCUCCCUGUUCAAGCGGGACAGUUCAGGCUUUUCAACUCACAACCUAAUGCAUUCUGCUGUAGUUUUGAAGUAGAAUUUCAUAUGUUUUCCUUUUUUUAAAGCAUUUUUUGUAUUUUUUUUUAAUAUACAUUCUAUAUCACUUACUGUACCUCAGGGAAAGCAGUGGGUAGAAUGGGAGUCUAGUUCAUAGUCAGAGAGAAGCAUUGGACUGUGGGGAUACCAAUGGGUCUUGUCUCUGUGUAUAUGGCUCCAGCUCCACUGCUCAAGUAGUAAGUGCUCCAUCUAUAGGGUGCAAUGUAACUUAAGCAGAUAGAAGCAAACCCCAGGACACACUUGUACAGUUAGACCCUGUAAUGAGUUGUAUUGACACCAAACCAAAAUCUCAUUGAGCAUCUCUGGGAUGUUUUCGAUAGAAGGGUAAACUGAAGAUGAUGGCAAGCCACUGCACAUGCUGUGCAGAAACUUUAUACACAUGAUUUGAUAGCAAAGUGUCAGACAGCUCCUCUUAAUUAAGCAUAAACUGACUCACCCCAUACCAAAGAUCACAAUGAGGCAAUACAGCAUGUUGCUUGGUUAGAGAAGACAAUUAAGAACAAUACACCCUGAUCACCCAUUAUUAGUUCCCAGAACCAAAUAAAAAAAAUAAUAUUAGCAAACAAUCGUACAAUAAGCAUGAAUAUUAUAUAAUUAAGAAAUAUUGCUUACGUGUGUUACAAACAAGUGCAAAAACAUGUAUGGCUUGCUAACAGGCUUUGAGCCAAUAGUCCACUCUUUUUCUGCAAGCAAAAGUUAACUAAGUAGUUUUGCACUUAAAAUGAACAAAAGUACAGUAUAUACAUUUAAUAUAUUUAAAAAGUUUUCAAGUUAACCAUAAACAUUUUAUUUAUGUUACCAUAUUACUUGUAGAUUUUUAAGUGUGUUGUUUUAAAUACCAUAUUUUCUUAUGAUAUUAUUUUACCUUUUUAUCUGUAACCCAUCAUUCAUAAGUGAAAAAUGUUUGCAUGGUGCAGUUUCGAUUGAUACGAAGAGGCUUGUUUUGUUAUCAGCCUUCAUUUUAACUUUGCUAAUUUGAUUGUUUCUCUUAUAAUUUCAGAUAUUUAAAGCCAUCAGUGCAAGUACUUAAGUCACAGUUUUUUAAACUGAAAAAGAAAAUGUUUAAAGUUUCUGUCUGUGAUUAAAAGUGAAGAGCUUCUUGCUUUGACAAGGUACCAUAAAUAUUGUUCAGAGGGGUUUAAGCAGCUUGAUCACAAGACUUGUAUCUUAAGAUAACAUGUGCUUGCACUGAUUUGAAUAUUACUCACAAGACACCAUUAUAUACAGUAUAUAUAUAUAUAUAUAUAUAUAUAUAUAAUUUUUUUUUUUUUAUGUCUUGUUAGUGCUAAAAUGUUGCUGAGAUAAAGACAUUUGUGUAUGUGCUUGUAACUACUGAAGUCAAAUGUAUCAUAUCUCAAAAAUGAAAUCUUAUAAGUGAGUUAUUACGGAGAUGUUUUACUGAUAUUUUGGUACAAGUGAAAAUGUCAUCAUUUUUUUUACACAUAGCCUUAAUGAUUUGAACAUUAUUUUUUUCUGAAUAUACAUUUACAUAUAUUCACAUAUGCCUUGAAAAUAGAACAUGUUUUACAUGGCAUGGGUGACAAAAGAUGAACUGAAUAAGUAUUCCAACACUAGUCUUAAUACAGGUAUCCAAAAGCCUUAUGUUUAUAAAACAUGAUGGGAUGUUAACUUGUGCCUGUGGUACAGAUGAUCGAUUUACUAACUGAUGCCUGUCAUGCAGUUCUAAUUAUUUCAGAAUAUAAUAAAUAUGGUAUGCUUAAUAAAA
Acipenser ruthenus (sterlet) is the source of this 5544-nucleotide messenger RNA. Its product is annotated as AP-4 complex subunit epsilon-1-like. Gene Ontology annotation, molecular function: cargo adaptor activity. The record is from RefSeq and is a predicted model, not a curated record. Bases 184 to 3630 code for a protein of 1148 amino acids. The transcript is spliced from 21 exons. Gene Ontology annotation, biological process: intracellular protein transport; receptor-mediated endocytosis. Gene Ontology annotation, cellular component: AP-4 adaptor complex; membrane coat. NCBI's taxonomy places the organism in Eukaryota, Metazoa, Chordata, Actinopteri, Acipenseriformes, Acipenseridae.